This is a messenger RNA of Prunus dulcis (almond), 767 nucleotides long. RefSeq names its product palmitoyl-monogalactosyldiacylglycerol delta-7 desaturase, chloroplastic-like. Gene Ontology annotation, cellular component: endoplasmic reticulum membrane. The record is from RefSeq and is a predicted model, not a curated record. Gene Ontology annotation, molecular function: oxidoreductase activity, acting on paired donors, with oxidation of a pair of donors resulting in the reduction of molecular oxygen to two molecules of water. The coding region runs from base 64 to 552 and encodes 162 amino acids. Lineage: Eukaryota; Viridiplantae; Streptophyta; Magnoliopsida; Rosales; Rosaceae. Gene Ontology annotation, biological process: lipid metabolic process. The transcript is spliced from 4 exons.
CACCAGUUUACUGAUACAGAAAAAGAUGCUCACAGCCCACUUAAGGGUUUCUGGUAUAGUCAUAUGGGCUGGAUCCUUGAUAGCAGUUCUCGGUUUGGAAGAUAUGGGGGACUAAAGAAUGUUGAAGACAUGAAAAAGCAGCCAUUUUAUGUGUUUCUUCAUCAUACUUUCAUGCUACACUCAUUUGUUCUUGCAGGCAUAUUAUAUGCCGUGGGUGGACUUCCCUUCUUGGUUUGGGGAGUGGGCGUGAGAAUGGUGGUUGUUUUCCACAUUACUUUGUUUGUAAAUUCUGCUGGCCACACCUGGGGAUAUCAGACAUGGAACACCGGGGAUCUGUCUAGGAACCUUUGGUGGUUGGGAUUGCUUGCACUUGGAGAAGGCUGGCACAAUAAUCACCAUGCUUUCGAAUACUCAGCUCGACAAGGCCUGGAAUGGUGGCAAAUUGACUUGACUUGGUACAUCAUAAAAUUUCUUGAAGCUCUAGGACUGGCAACAGAUGUGAAAGUACCAUCCGAGGCUCACAGGAAACGGAUGGCUUUAAAGACAGAAUAAAUCCAUGGCUGCUCAAGAUUUGGGUUUCGACAUUUGGCUAGGCCUGGGAUGUCUAGCUUCAAACUCUAUUUGCUGUUUUAGGGUGAUAAUGAUAUUGUUCAUGCAUGUUGUGGACCUUAUUAUUGUUGAGAAUGAAUUGAUUCUAUGCUUGUAUUAGCAAUUAAUGCUUUGCUUUUAACCCGGCAUUUAUAACAAACUUGAGGGGUUUUGUUUCA